AUGCCUGCUAAAUCUACUCGUACUGCAAAAAGACAAACCCCUCUCUCGUCCCAAGCUAUACCUGGUGUUGAGACGCGAACGGUUGAAUCUUCUCAAUCAACGGAACCGAACUACAGUGAAUUGUCUGCAUCUGACCUCAUUAGCUCUAUUGCUGAACGGAACAAAGACCCUGUUAUAGGCAAAAUGCUGGCAGUACUUGCUGAAAAAGUUAAAACGGAUUUUGUCGAACAGUUGGAAGCGGACAAACGGUCGCGUAGCAUGGUGAUAAGUGGUCUGCCUGAGUCUGGGGGUUCCUCGUCCUCAUCUGAGAGGCUGGACGACCUUGAGGAGAAAGUCAACGAGAUUUUGCUCUCGCUUAAUGUAAGCCGUCGCGCGAUUGACCUGUAUCGGAUGGGAAAACUUAAUCCUUCUCGUCCGCGCCUAGUAAAGGUCGUCCUCCCGUCUCAGUUCUACUGA
Necator americanus (New World hookworm) is the source of this 456-nucleotide messenger RNA. RefSeq lists its product as uncharacterized. NCBI's taxonomy places the organism in Eukaryota, Metazoa, Nematoda, Chromadorea, Rhabditida, Ancylostomatidae. Bases 1 to 456 code for a protein of 151 amino acids. The record is from RefSeq and is a predicted model, not a curated record. The transcript has a single exon.